Molecule: messenger RNA, 1419 nt
Organism: Verruconis gallopava
Lineage: Eukaryota; Fungi; Ascomycota; Dothideomycetes; Venturiales; Sympoventuriaceae
Product: Grx4 family monothiol glutaredoxin
Exons: 2
Coding region: 130-1023 (297 amino acids)
Molecular function (GO): 2 iron, 2 sulfur cluster binding
Source: RefSeq, a predicted model, not a curated record
AUUCUAUCAAACUCCUCUGCUUGCCUCUCGCGUGCGACAUUUUUCUUCUGUACAUCUUGCAAGGUAAUACAAGAAAGUCAAUCAGCACUUUGAAAGUUAAGCUUGCGAAGAAGUCAUAGCACCUCCAACAUGGCGCAGCCCAUUCCUGCCAAGUCUGAUUCGGAUGGGGAUAGUGCAAAAGCUUCUCAUGCUGGGUCCGUUCAGCUUCAAGAGAUUGCGACAGACUCUCAGUUCUCAAGCUUGACGUCUAACCUCCCAUCCUCGGCACUUCUGGUCAUCUACUUCCAUGCGCCAUGGGCAGAGCCGUGCAAGCAGAUGUCCACCGUGCUUUCAACACUAGCUAGCACAUAUCCCGCCACCAGCCCACCGUCGAUAGUUUUCGCCUCUCUGAACGCGGAAGAACUUCCUGAUAUAUCAGAACUGUACGACGUCACCGCAGUCCCUUACAUUAUUCUCCAGAAGGACGGACAAGUGCUAGAGAAGAUCUCUGGAAGCGAUGCAGGCAAAGUGCGCGCCGCAGUCGAGAAGUACGCAGGAAGGAGCGGUAGCUCAGGCAGACUUGAUCUUCCUCCUGCACAAGCUGUCUCGAAACCAGCAGAGAAUGGCGGCGCGGCCAACGAGCUCGGCGGCCACGUACCGCGCUCCACCGAUGCGGCCAGUACAUCACAGGUUCCAUCAGGAGAACAGAGUAAAGAGGAGCUGUUCAAGCGACUUGAGGGCUUGGUUAAGGCUGCCCCGGUCAUGCUGUUCAUGAAGGGAACUCCAAGCGCUCCGCAAUGUGGUUUCAGUCGACAGACUGUGGCUCUUCUGCGUGAGCGAAGUAUACGUUAUGGUUUCUUCAACAUCUUGGCAGAUGACGACGUGCGACAGGGUUUGAAAGAGUAUUCUGACUGGCCUACCUUCCCACAACUGUAUGUGGAAGGCGAGCUUGUGGGGGGCCUAGAUAUUGUCAGAGAGGAGUUUCAGAAUAAUCCCGAAUUCUUGAUGGAGUACUCCGUCCAAAAGACUCAGACUGGAUCAUGAAUGGCGCAAAUGAAGGCUAGCCGUAAUUUUGUGAGGGACACCUGAAUACAACCUGAAAUUCUGCUCCAUCAACUGGGUUCUCCAUCGCUUGAGGUCCUGACGCUCCCAAUCUUGAUUUGAAAGCCGCCAAUUACACUAAGGGCAUAAAGUCAAGCAAUGUAUUUGAUGGCCAGACAUAGAUUACUUGCAUGGCAGCCCACGCUGCUUGCGGACAGUUACAUGAAUGCUGAAAUUUGUUCCUGCUAAGGCAAUCUCGCCCGAGCCUUUUUUGCAUUAACCUAGUUCGUUAGGCUGUGACUUCAGAAACACGUUGUUUCAGUUCGCUUGACAGUUCUGCGCUUCAAGGAUGAGGUUAAAAUAGACUCAAGCCCUUAAAAAAUCCACCGUGAAGCAAGC